Messenger RNA from Clonostachys solani, 1236 nucleotides. Lineage: Eukaryota; Fungi; Ascomycota; Sordariomycetes; Hypocreales; Bionectriaceae. The record is from the annotation of a GenBank genome assembly.
AUGACAGAGAAGGAGAGCAAUGCCGCAGGCGGGCGUUCCUCGCCUGGGAAGAGGAGAGGUAGCACACACAGCGCUCCGGUCCAGGACGCUGAGAGCUAUGACGCUUCACUCGAAGACCAUGCUCAUGACAAGAAGGCUAUUCCGGUCGAUAGCAAAAGAGAGAAGGUCAAGCGGCAUUUCGAGCGCUGGAAGUGGUGGUACCUGUUGGCCUUUAUUAUUUUGCUCGCCAUUCUACUCCCGUUACUAUUCAAGGUCAUCAUUCCAGCGAUCAUUCAGAACAUCCUCAAUGGCCAGAAACUGCCAAUAAACGGCGGCGCUCUCCAGGCGCUUUCGCCAACGCACGUUAACAUGAGCCUUCGCACGUCCCUAACCACGCCGCUGGGAGUGAAACUUGACCCUGUGGACCUCUACCUGUAUAACAAGGAAACGAACCCCGUCUCUCCAUUCUUCAAACUUCGUCUCCCAGAGCUGCACAUCAACCAUCGAACGGACGUUCUCGUGACGAACCAGACUAUAUUGGUGACCAACGAAACCGAACUCCUCAUUUGGUUCAAUCAGUUCUUUGACCGGCCCAAGGUGGAGCUAUCUCUCAAAGGAGACCCAAACAUUCUCCUCGGUAUUCUGAAGUACAAACGCCACCUUGAAAAGGCCAUCGAGGUGCCAUCCCUAAAUUAUCUCGACGGCUUCGCGCUCGUGGACCUGGAUUUCAUGCUCAGGUCAAAUGACACAAAGUUCAACAUGAAAGGCAAUCUCAACAUCCCAAAUUCUGGAGUUCUCACACUUGGACUCGGUAACUUGACAUUCAACUUAGAGUCCGGACCAACCAGACUCGGCUUGGUUCAUUUGUACGACGUUCAGCUCAGGCCCGGAAAUAACACUGUGCCAUUUGACGGGAAUUUCUUCUUUGACGAGCUGGUACCGAACCUGUCAGAGGUCCUUGAUAGCCAGAAGGAGUCGCUAAGCAAUGGCUACUUCAAAUUUAACGCCACUGGGAACUCAACCAUUGUCAACAGCAAGCACGUUAAGUACAUUGAGGGAGUUCUAAACCAGAAGCAUAUCGGGUUCACAGUGCCGGUCAUCAGUCUGCUAAGCGAUGUUAUUAGUGGCAUACUGGGAGUAGAUCAAGGUUAUCUUCUUAACAUUUUCGGCGGAGCUCUUGGGAACUCGACUUUAUUUGAACAGUUACUAGGACAUUGGGGAGAUAGGAAUCAGGCAAGUAAUAGUACAUAUAUAUAG